Molecule: messenger RNA, 390 nt
Organism: Trichoderma reesei QM6a
Lineage: Eukaryota; Fungi; Ascomycota; Sordariomycetes; Hypocreales; Hypocreaceae
Exons: 2
Coding region: 1-390 (129 amino acids)
Biological process (GO): translation
Cellular component (GO): ribosome
Molecular function (GO): structural constituent of ribosome
Source: RefSeq, a predicted model, not a curated record
AUGAACUCCAUCAUCCGCCUCGCGCGGCCUCUCCUCGCCCCGCGCAUCGCCCCUCUGUCCCAACGGACAUAUACAUGCCUCUCCCCCCUCCGACCAACCCUGUCAUCAACCUUUCGUCCCACCACCGCAACCUCCUCCUCCUUCACACCCUCUCCCACAACAACAUCAUCAUCAGAAGCCUCAGCAGACGUCGUGCCCGCCACGGCAGUCUCCGCGCAUCCCGCCCUGCAGGGCAUGCAGCUGCGCUUUGGGCCGCGAAACACCAUGAACGGACACACGAGGCUCGUGCAGAAGCGGAGACACGGCUGGCUCAAGAGGACGCGGAGUAAGACUGGGCGGCGCAUCUUGCAGCGGAGGAAGCUCAAGGGGAGGAGGCAUGUUGCGUGGUGA